UCCAAUCACAUCCAGUGUGAUAACAAUCAAAUUUGAAGAAGGCACGACGUUGUCAUCACUAUUAACAGGAAUUAUCACCGGAUUAAUAAAGAUCCCCGAGCAAUUUAUCACAUAUUUAUUAAAUGCUCAUCGUCAAGAGAACAAAACAGUAAUUGAAGAUGAAGAAGAAUGGAAAAGUUUAUUUUGGAGUAAAAUAUCUUCAAUUAGAAUAUUCUAUUCCGAAAGUCUAAAAGUCAAUCAUGUUAUGUUGGAAAGAGGUGUAAAAUCUACUAUUAAAGCUAGGUUACCAUCGUCCAUAAAACCCGCCACAACCUUAAUUCCGGUAUUAUCUAUUAUCGACGAUUGUGCAGUGGGAAUUUGUGUGCACGAUUUUCAGAGAGAUUCAGGAUACAACAUGUCAUACACUGCCAACAUACAAAGUCCUCAAAAAUCUUUGUAUAUGAGACUUCGGAU
Messenger RNA from Acaulospora morrowiae, 453 nucleotides. The record is from the annotation of a GenBank genome assembly. NCBI's taxonomy places the organism in Eukaryota, Fungi, Glomeromycota, Glomeromycetes, Diversisporales, Acaulosporaceae.